Molecule: messenger RNA, 753 nt
Organism: Danaus chrysippus (African queen)
Lineage: Eukaryota; Metazoa; Arthropoda; Insecta; Lepidoptera; Nymphalidae
Source: the annotation of a GenBank genome assembly
AUGUGUGUUCUAUUAGCAGGUGGUGGGCGGAGGGGCCCGUCAGCCUUGGCCCUGGCCCGGAAACAUCCACUAGUGAUGGAGACCAAGCUGAAGAUUAUAGAAAUACUGCAGUUUAUCCUGGACGUUCGUUUGGACUACCGCAUCAGCUGUCUGCUGUCGAUCUUCAAGAAGGCCUUCGAGACCUCCUCGCCGGACGCUCUCGGUCGAGUGGACGUGGAGGCCAUAGGACUACAGGCCGAGGGGAUCUUCAACUGUCGAGACGGUUUAGACCUGGAUGCUUGCGGCGGUCGUAUGGUGUUGAGAGUUCUGCUGCAGCUGUGUUCCCAGGGUGCUUCGGCCAGUCUCGUUUCAGGAGCCCUAGCGCUGCUAUUCCGUCAUUUCAGUCAGAGACAAGAAGUUUUGGAGGCUUUUAAGCAGGUCCAACUGUUAGUGUCUGACGCGGACGUGGAGUCCUACAAACAGAUCAAGGCCGACCUGGACAUACUGAGACAGAGCGUUGAGAAGUCGGAGCUGCGGGUGGUCAAUAAGGGACGCGCCGGGAUUAUAGAUGAUCACAGCGAUAUAAAAGGCGCCGUUGGUCCUGGCGGGGCGGUGUUGGAGCGAAACGCGUCCUUAGACAACGUGCGAGCACCGAGAGGAGAUCAACAGGACUACGAUAAGAUUAAAGAGGUACAAAAUAAAUAUUGCAUUUAUAUCAAUCUUCUACCCGGCAAUUUCCCAGCUUUUAGCCAGGGUCUGCCUUACAUGUUGUGA